CAAUAAAACAAACAAAGAAGCAGAAAUUGGAAUUUUAUUCAUCUUUUGUCGACGAUCUUCAACGCGGAGCAACAGAGAGAGAAACACUCACCACCACCACCACCACCACCAUCAAUGCGAACGAACCUCUGAGGCAAUCUACACGUGUCAAUCUACAACCAACCCUUUCUUCGCAGCAUGACCAGGAUCCCCCACCGCUUAACUGGAUUCGUUGCCUAACCGACCCUAACUUUCACAAAGCUCUUCUCUUUCUCUUUCCUCUUUUGUCCAUCCAUACCAUAUAAAAACCCAUCUCAUCACAUACUUGGAUGAUGAAUCAAAAUAUUUGAUCACAUCACAAUCCAAAAACAGCAUUGAUAAAAAAAAAAAAACACCGAAGGAGCCAUGCUUAACGCAAUCAGGUUAGCCAGAGCUCAACCACAAUCUCUGUUAUCGUCACCAAUUCCGUACCACAUCGGCCGUCGAAGCUGUUCUAGUUCUGGUCUCAAAUUCCGGCAGGAAUCUAAUAAAAAAUCCGACAUGGAACAAAAACAAAACAAUAACCCAAACGCUAAAACCGGGGAUGUGAUGUCUCAUUCAUUUGGAGAAGGAUAUGCGUCGAGGUCGGAUGAAGAAGGGUUUGGUGGGACCACUUGCGAAGCCAGCGACGCUGCUUCCAAAAUUGAACAGGAUCGGAUGAUCCAUGAGAACCACCCUGCAUAUGACAAGAGCCAAGGAAGCGAAGUUGCGGAAAAGGAAAAAGCGCGACACCAGACUACAGCUGAUAGUUAAGUUUCUUCAUAUAAAUCGGAUCCGAUCGCGAUCGCAAACACAAUGAAUAAAAGCUUCAUCAUACUUGUAUCCAUAUUCUGAGAGAAAGCUAUUUUAUUUAUUUUUAAUUUUUUUUGGGGUCAGAAGUUUGUAAUAUGUAUCUGCAUUUUCAGUAAUUGUUGAGUGAAUCUAUCCGUUUUGUGUAAUAACAAGUGUGUGUUUUUAUCA
Molecule: messenger RNA, 978 nt
Organism: Camellia sinensis
Lineage: Eukaryota; Viridiplantae; Streptophyta; Magnoliopsida; Ericales; Theaceae
Source: RefSeq, a predicted model, not a curated record